UUAAGGGAUCAGAAGCAAACGGCUGCUAACCCGCGGCCGAGCUAACGGUAACGGGGACGCAGCGGGCUUGCAGCGUCUCUUUCCCCCCCCCCCCCUGACGCCGCCGCCGCCGCCGCAUUCCGGGCUCCGUCCUCCCCCGCGAGCAGCGCGCCGACAUGUCCGCAGACGACGACCGGGCCAAGGAGAUCCUCAAGGGCUUCAAACUGAACUGGAUGAACCUCCGCGAUGCCGAGUCGGGGAAGGUUCUGUGGCAAGGCACCGAGGACCUGUCGGUGCCGGGAGUCGAACACGAAGCUCGCGUCCCGAAGAAGAUCCUGAAGUGCAAGGCGGUGUCGCGCGAGCUCAACUUCUCGUCGUCGGAGAAGCUGGAGAAGUUCCGCCUGGAGCAGAAAGUCUUCUUCAAGGGCCAGUGUCUGGAAGAGUGGUUCUUCGAGUUCGGCUUCGUCAUCCCCAACUCCACCAACACGUGGCAGUCGCUGAUCGAGGCGGCGCCCGAGUCGCAGAUGAUGCCGGCCAACGUGCUAACCGGCAACGUGAUCAUAGAGACCAAGUUCUACGACGACGACCUCCACGUCAGCACGUCCAAGGUGCGGCUCUUCUACGUCUGACGCCGCGUUUGGGCGGUUCGCUAACCGUCCGGCUAGCGCUAGCGGCGGCGGCGGCGCCGGAGAGGACGACCACGACGACGUCGGAAGGAGGGGAAAAAAAAAAAAAAAAAACGCAACAUUGUCUUUGUUUUGUUUUUUUGUUUCCGGUUUUCACUCAGGAACCCGACGUUAGCCCCGUUAAGCUAGUUCUUUAUAUUUUUGUUUGUUUUUUUUUUUUAAUGGAACUGGUUCAAGCUAGCUCACUAGCGUUAGCACAAAAGAGGGGUCCCUCCCCCCAGAGAUAGAGCUAGCUAGCUCGUUAGCUAGACACGUUAGCUUCCGUGCUAGCCACAUUUUUUGUUUAUUUGUUUCAUUUUCGGUUUUGCUAGCUUGUAGCGGUUUGUUCAGCGUCACGACACGUCGUGUCAAUAAAGUUCUGUCAAGUUUGAA
Messenger RNA from Salarias fasciatus (jewelled blenny), 1037 nucleotides. It is a transcript of the gene pde6d, whose product is annotated as phosphodiesterase 6D, cGMP-specific, rod, delta. NCBI's taxonomy places the organism in Eukaryota, Metazoa, Chordata, Actinopteri, Blenniiformes, Blenniidae. Gene Ontology annotation, cellular component: cytoplasm. The transcript is spliced from 5 exons. Gene Ontology annotation, biological process: sensory perception of light stimulus. Bases 156 to 608 code for a protein of 150 amino acids. The record is from RefSeq and is a predicted model, not a curated record.